AUGCGCUACGAAUUCUUCCGCAACAAGAACUCCAGCGACGAUGACUUCACUCUCAUCACUGAGCUCUACAAGCGUGUCAUGUCGGAGGACAAGUACCUCUGCGCCAAUGCCCAGAAGAACGUCAACGCCGGUGUCUUUAUCAACGGCGAGAUGCACCCCGAGAUGGAGCAGGGCCCUCUCUUCUUCCAGCAGAGCGUCCGCUCCCUUCUCCAAGAGCACCACAAGAAGGAGCAAGAGGCUGGCAAGGAGAUCUGGCCCGCCCAGCAGGAGGUUCCCACAACAAUCAUCAGCACCAAGACCAACGGCCAAACAAACUACUCGUCUGGAAUCGACUUGAGAGCAGCUAAGAAGUUCAUUGUUGUCUAA
Molecule: messenger RNA, 366 nt
Organism: Fusarium graminearum PH-1
Lineage: Eukaryota; Fungi; Ascomycota; Sordariomycetes; Hypocreales; Nectriaceae
Exons: 1
Coding region: 1-366 (121 amino acids)
Molecular function (GO): 2 iron, 2 sulfur cluster binding
Source: RefSeq, a predicted model, not a curated record